AACAAGCCUUAUUAUUAGUUCUCAUUUUUUUUCUUCUCUUUGAUUUCUCAAAGAGAUGAACAUUUCCAGACCUUUCAGCAUUCUUUUGCUUCCCUUCAUUUUGUUAUUUUCAGGAAAGUCCAUUACCAUUCAAGCUACAUCCUAUGAUUAUUAUGCGACAACUGAGUGCUUGGGGGAGCCAGGGAGGGUUCAAUAUGGAGGAGGGAUGAUAGUGAAUCCAGAAUUCAAGUAUGGAACUGAAGGAUGGAAAGUGUUUGGAGGAGGAGAAAUCAAGCAAGGGCUGCUGAAACAAGGAAACAACAUCAACACCUUCAUUGUAGCUUACAACAGGACUCAACCAACGGAUACUUUCUAUCAGUUGGUCCACCUCCAACAUGGAAAACUCUAUAGUUUUUCCGCUUGGGUUCAAGUAAAUGAAGGAAAUGCAACUGUGGCUGUUCUAUUCAGAAAUAAGAAAACGGGUGAGAUUCUUCAUUGUGGUGAAACCAUAGCCAAGCAGGGCUGCUGGAGUUUGCUCAAAGGUGGUAUUGUCUCUAAUUUUACAGGCCAUGCUGAGGUUUUCUUUGAGAGUACAAAUAUAGCAGCAGAAAUUUGGGUUGAUAACGUCUCAUUACAACCAUUUACAAAGGAGCAAUGGCGAGCCCACGAAGAAGAAAGCAUUAACAAGGUGAGGAAAAGCAAGGUGAGGCUGCAAAUAACUCAGGCAGACAACAGUAAACUAGCAGGUGCAAAAGUCCUUAUCAAGCAAAAAAAACCAUCCUUCCCAUUUGGAGCUGGAAUGAACUACCACAUCCUCCAAAGCAAAGAAUACCAACAGUGGUUUGCAUCAAGAUUUUCUUAUGCUACUUUCACCAAUGAACUCAAGUGGUAUAGCACUGAGAUAGUACCAGGCCAAGAGAACUACACUAUCCCUGAUGCCAUGCUUGAGUUUGCCCAACAACAUAAUAUUUCAGUAAGAGGACACAACAUUUUCUGGGCAAAAGCCAAGUUUCAGCCACAAUGGGUCAAGUCACUCUCCCCUGAAGAUUUUAAGAAAGCAGCCGAAAGAAGAAUCAACUCCAUGGUUAGAAGAUAUUCAGGAAAAUUCAUCCAUUGGGAUGUCAUGAACGAAAACGUGCACUUCAGAUUCUUCGAGGAAAAACUUGGUGAAAAUGCCACUGCAGAGUACUUCAAGACAACGCACGAACUUGAUAAGAACACAAUUCUUUUCAUGAAUGAAUACAACACCAUGGAACACGACUACGAAAAGACAGCAACCCCAGCUAACUUCAGAAAGAAACUCUUCGAAAUCCUAUCGUAUCCCGGGAACGAAAACAUCCCAGCAGGAAUCGGCUUGCAGGGCAACUUCGGGCCUGCCGCACCAAACCUGGCUUACAUGAGAUCUGCUUUGGACCUUCUAGGCUCAACAGGGUAUCCCAUAUGGAUCACAGAAAUAUUUUAUCGCCAAAGCCCAAAUCAGGCACAAUACUACGAAGAAGUUCUAAGAGAAGGAUACUCACAUCCUGCAGUGAAGGGGAUAAUCACAUUUGCAGGCCCGGAAUCGGCCGGUUUCACUACUCUGCCGCUUGUGGAUACCAACUUCAAGAACACCGCAGCGGGAGAUGUCGUCGAUAAGCUUUUGGCGGAAUGGAAAUCAACCGGACUUGAAAUUACAGCCGACGGUGGAGGUCUUGUCGAUGCUUCGCUCUUCCAUGGAGAUUACGAUGUCACAGUGCAACACCCAGGAACCAAUUCCUCCAUUUCUGUUAGUAUUAGGGUGGCGGAAGAUGCCGCCCAUCAGACUUUCAACAUCCAACUCCGUGAUUGAAGUUGUAGUAGCAAACCAAUCCCUUUCAAUAAUUACGAGUAUAAUAAAUAACACAAGAAACCUUUUUUAUUUUUAGUUUUUCUGAAGGAAACACAGGGAUGUUCCAUGUUCUAAUAUUUUAUCAAAGACAUUUCAUCUGAUGGAUACUUUUGACAUUUACACCACAUCGA
Molecule: messenger RNA, 1977 nt
Organism: Momordica charantia (bitter melon)
Lineage: Eukaryota; Viridiplantae; Streptophyta; Magnoliopsida; Cucurbitales; Cucurbitaceae
Product: endo-1,4-beta-xylanase 5-like
Biological process (GO): carbohydrate metabolic process
Molecular function (GO): hydrolase activity, hydrolyzing O-glycosyl compounds
Source: RefSeq, a predicted model, not a curated record